Messenger RNA from Lingula anatina, 939 nucleotides. RefSeq lists its product as uncharacterized. NCBI's taxonomy places the organism in Eukaryota, Metazoa, Brachiopoda, Lingulata, Lingulida, Lingulidae. The record is from RefSeq and is a predicted model, not a curated record.
UGUGACGGGUUUGUUGACGAGGAGGUCUACAACCAUAUCGACGACGAUAACGAUGGGGAAAUCGAUGAGGAUCUAACAGAAGACCGUUUCGUAUCACAUUACCACAUUGACCCAUGGGAAAUUGUUUGCAGUAAAAGCAAAUUUGGUAACAUAAUGAGUCUGACAUACGACGCUAGAAUUCUGUGGGCAAAUGUGUCAGCCGUGUAUAACGAGGGAGAAGAUGCUGGCGCAUGCGCAUUUCUCCACAGUUAUGCCACAGAGUAUCGGAGAGACGUCAUGCUCGAUGACGCAGCUGAAAGGAAUAGAUGUGGAAUUGCGAUUACAAAGGAGGAAGACAGCCUGGUGCAUUGUAUCAAUGUGGUAGCACAGGUGGAGGCCGGAGCUAUAAGCAUAGGAGACCACCACUACAGGGUGUGCUGUGUAUUCCAGACCGAUGACCACUCAAGGGUAGUCGGCAGUAGUGUUAAUGUAGAGCAUGGCCCCUCGCUAGAAAGCAGGCAAGCCGGAAGCGAAAUCAACAGUGGACGUGCGCAUGUAACUCUUUCCGUAAAAAAUAUGGCGGACGAACUGGUGCCAACAGUUCGUGUGGGCGACCAGGUUCACCUCCAGGCUUCAUUACGUCGACACGCAGCCUUUCAGGGCAUCCGUGUAAUCAACUGCACAGCAUAUCCCUCACUCAGAAACCCAAGCCCAUCUCGUGUACUGACUAAAGAGGAUGGAUGUGGUACGGGGAGAGAUCUGGCUGAAAUGGAAGGAUUUACCCCGCUGGAACAUUCCUCAGCAAGAGCAAUGUCUGCCCCCUUCUAUGCCUUUAAAUUCACUGGAUAUUCCGAUGUUUACUUCCGAUGCUUAGUGGCAUUAUGUGCGGAUUCGGAGGAAACUUACUGCACAACGAAUGCCAUCUGUAACAAUGUGAAUAACAGCUGGAACUUAAAAUAA